ACGGCUAAUUCUGUGAGUGAAACGGAGAGUAAGAUUUUACUUUUUUGAUUAAUCGAAAUACUGCCGCUUUAGUUUUUGGAAAUAUUGCAGUUUUUGAAUAAAUCCGAAUACAUCCACGUCAAUGUAUAAUUUUACAAGACAACUCGACUGUCCCUACGGUUGGAAGAAAUAAUUAAUUUGGCAGCUAUUGCACUUGUCGGACAUCAUAUUGACGGCACCGGCUUCCGGGCGGUGGAGAAAUAGGAAGUCAACAUGUCGACUCUGUACAAGAACAGGAUUGAAGAAUUCAGGAUCGCUUUGAAUGAACCAAAGAUCAGCCUCACCAAACUGCGGGAACUCUGCUUCAGUGGAAUUCCAUUUGAAGGAGGACUGCGUUCGCUUUGCUGGAAGAUUCUCCUCAAUUACCUCCCCCUAGAACAGGCUCAGUGGAACUCUUCCUUGAAGAAACAAAGGGAAAUUUAUGCACAGUUUUUGAAGGAGAUGAUUAUUCAGCCUGGCAUUGCCAAGGCAAAUCUGGGCAUCUUCCGGGAGGAUGUUACAUUGGAAGACCACCCCUUGAAUCCUAACCCUGAUAGUCGAUGGAACACUUACUUCAAAGACAACGAGGUUCUCCUGCAGAUUGACAAAGAUGUCCGGCGACUGUAUCCAGACAUGGCAUUUUUCCAGCGGCCCACUGACUAUCCAUGCCUUCUGAUUAUGGAUCCCCAAAAUGAGUUUGAAACACUUCGCAGGCGGGUCGAGCAAACCACUUUGAAAUCCCAGACAGUUGCACAUAAUCGGAGCGGCGUUACAAAUGUUUGCUCCCCUCGCAAAACAACCUCGGCCAAUGAAUAUGAAGUGCUCCCCAAUGGCUGUGAAGCUCACUGGGAGGUGGUCGAGAGGAUCCUCUUCAUUUAUGCCAAGCUGAACCCAGGAAUCGCUUAUGUGCAGGGCAUGAAUGAGAUUGUGGGUCCAGUUUACUAUACCUUUGCUACAGAUCCUAACACUGAGUGGAAAGAACACGCAGAAGCAGACACAUUUUUUUGCUUCACAAACCUGAUGUCAGAAAUCAGGGACAAUUUCAUCAAGAGCCUAGAUGACUCGCAGUGCGGGAUCACAUACAAAAUGGAGAACGUUUAUUCUACACUGAAGGAGAAAGACAUGGAUCUGUAUCUUAAAUUGCAAGAACAGAAUAUCAAGCCACAAUUUUUUGCCUUUCGCUGGCUCACACUGCUGCUGUCCCAGGAGUUCCUUCUUCCUGACGUUAUCCGAAUAUGGGAUUCCCUCUUUUCUGAUGUCGACAGAUUCGAUUUCCUCAUCCUCGUCUGCUGUGCCAUGUUGAUUUUAAUUCGGGAUCAGUUGCUGGUUGGAGACUUCACAAUAAACAUGAGAUUGCUACAGACAGUGGGUUCCUUUCGAAAAGCAGCACGCUGGGAACUGCCUUUGGGUCCCAUCUCCAAAGAUCGGGUGGGGGAUUUCUCUGUCCCAAAGGCCCAGUUUUUGGAUUAUCCAAUUUCCGAUGUUGACCUGAUCCUGAAGAAAGCAAAAGAACUACAGGAUUCUGCAUAGCAACGUUGCAGCUCUGUUCAAUAUUCCAAAAACUGCCAGAUACACACAUACAGCAAAUAUUUGGUGUGAAGGUGAUCAAACCCACCUCUGUAGUGCCUUCUGAGAUAACUUCUCCACACUGCUAUGCAGUGUGUGGCGAAAGAGGUCUUUUACUCUGUACUUUGCAAAUCUUGUGAUUUUUCUCAUCUCAUCCCAUUUAUGUCACCACCCACCAAUCCCUCCCCACCAACCCCUCCCCACUCUCUUCUCCUCUUGUCUUUUCCCUCCCCGAACCCAUGGGUAAAAAAUCCUGAGAGAUUCUUGAUCUUUCUCUCUCCGCUGUGAAUCAAUGGUGCUAGGUAUGGUCUUUGUUCAUUCAUAGGCACACCAAAUGAAGGUUAAUGUCCUUUCAUGAAGGAAUAUGGUUGAAGAUUAUAAACCAUCCCUUAUCACAGAACUAAAGGAAGCAAAAGCACAAUUCUCAUAACAUUGAGUCGAUGCUAGAUGCUUGCUGUCUUUAUUGCUGUGAUGGAGAGCUUGAUUCAUGAGAGAUUGGUCAGCGGGUGAAAGAUCAGUUACUGAGUCAAGCACUUCAAAUGGAACUGCCCAACCCACACCAGAAACACUUAAUCUAAUGUUGCUUUAAAAUGCAAACUGUAAACUCCUCGCUGUCAUGAAUUUUGAAACGUACAAUAAGCUUUACCAUGUUUCCGGUACUAACAGGAAUACGCCCGCAAGAAAUGAAAGUUUUGUCAUGUUUUGAGGGACCAGGUGGUGUUUGACCAAAACUUUUCCAGGCAUCAAAGCAAUAUUUUACAGGUCUAAGCCACUGCCUGUGGUAGUUAAUAUUUCCACCACAUCCUACAAGGUAAUAUUGUCUAAGUUCUUCUUUCACAGUUGUGAGCAGCAUUUGAAUGAUAGUAUAGACUUUCACUGAUUGCCUCCCAGAGUAAGAUCUGUUAAUUGCUGCUGAUUUGGACAAAAUGCAAAAUGUUUUGUUCCUUGACAUUUCAGCUGCUGGUAACUCACACUAAGCACUCAGAUUUGCUACAUAUCAUAUGAAUCCGUGGUCAUAUCACCAGAGUUACAUAAGAUUUAUACUACCCUCCAAUUUCCCAUGUUGAAGCUACAAAAUAUUUUUUUGUGAUAUUUUGAGUGUAACUCUUGGCGAGAGCAGUGGAAGGGGUUAAACAUAAGGAGCUUUGCGAAACAUUGUCCAAAGUGAAAUCAUUUCUCUUAAAUUUCCACCAUUAACCCUCGGUUACUUUUGCUUCAAACACAGUUCACGGUUCAAUUUAAAUUUUAAUAGUUAUAGUUAUACAAAAGAUUUCAGCCAAGAUCCAAAGCAUACAAAAGCAGUUUGUAAAAAAUACCAAUCUGAAGUUAUCAAGUUUAAUCUUUUAAGUGCAAAUGUCAGGUUUACAGCUAAUAUUGAUUUUCCUAAAGUUAUAUUUCUUUAAUUUCUUACCUAUUUGUUACUUAAUACUAAAUCAUCCUGACAUUUCUAUUUAAAAGAAAGCUUCACCUAACAAAAAUGACUAUUGCUGAAAUGAUACCAGAUCUGUUAGAUCUUGUAAAACAUCAUGGGAAAAUUCCCAUUUCGAUUUCUGACUUUAACCACGUUUUAAUCCGCUAUUAGAUUUGCCUGUGACUUUGGAUUUACCCUGACCUUAUUGAAAAUAUAUCAUAGCCCAUAUAAAAUAAUAUUAGCUUAGAAAUGGGCUGGACUAAACUUGCAGCAUUUAAUUCCUACAAUUGGUCUUUCUAAAAAUCUUGAUAGUUCUUGGAGGACAAUUACACACCAUAAUGAAGUGUGAAGGCUGCAUGAAUUAUUGUGUGACGAAUGUAUAGAUCCAGAAAAUAUCAUCAUUCUACUUUUCAAUGUUUGCAUGAAUUUAAAAUCAACCCGUAGUUCAGUUAGUCUCCAGCGUAUGUAAUGUGGUUUGUAUUUUGAUAAUUGGCGCAAACUAUAUGUGACUGUGACAGGACCCACAAUCUUUACCAGACAUCACUACUUCACUGAUCAGACACCAUAACUCUUGAUGUUCUUGCUGUGGACCUAGGGUUAAGGACCUGGAGUUGCCCCUUCCACCCACCUAGGGCCAUUUAAUGCAAUUACUGCUGUUACUACGCCAGUUGAUCUUGUAUUUUGCCCGUACUCUGCUCCCAUCUCAGCGUUCUUCACAGUUUAAAAUAAAAAUUUGAAUGGAAUAGGCAGCACAGAGGAAAUUGCAAGACCAACUGAACACUUUCAGUGUUGGGUAAGCAAAAGGAGCUGGCAACUUUAAAAACAUAUAAAUGGAUGGAAGAAACUGAGCAUUCAGCUGCCUGCUAUCAAAAUAUAUAACAGUGAACUUUCUGCUGUAAAUGCUCAGUGAAGUUUUCAUACAGCUCACUUCCUUUGACAUGUACAUCUGCAGGUUUGUUAGUGUGAUGUGAUGUUAAGAUAUGGAGAGUAUUCUAAUGUUUUGAAGCCCUGCUUUGCCUUGUUCCUUUUCCCAUUCGAUCUUUGUCUGACUGCCUUGUUUUAUUCUGUACGAAGAGAGGUCUUGUGUUGUUUUUUCGAUGGGAACGAGAGCCCUUGUUUGUCAACAUGCCAGAAGCUCCUCUGUGGUGCAUGCAUGACAUCAAUGUAUCACAGUGUGCAAACUAACUACACCUGACAGUAUUAAAACAUUUAUUUUCAAAUGAUGCUGGGAGAAUCUCAUAGGGGUAUGGACUCUAUUUAAAUCUUGUUAAAUUUCCUCCAAUUAAUCUUAAAAUAUCCUUCAGAUUCACAGCACGUAAUAAUAUAAUCCUUUCCAAUCCUUCAUAAAUCCUAUGAAUUUGAAGAAAUAAUUUAGUCACUCCCAUCUGUUUUUUUUGCCACUCAGUAGAAUUGUGGUCAGGUUGUAACUUAGCUGUCCAUCUGCUUUUUUUUUUUACUUUACUAUAUAAACUUGGUCUUGAAAUAUCAAGUGUGUUUGAUAUCCACCACACUUUGUUUCGUGACAUUAUGGCUAACAAUGGCGUCAAUUUAAUGGUCGUCCCCUUUGUUCUGCACCACACCAAGGGAAUUUUGCGAUAUCAUCCUCACGGUUUGUUCACCUUUCGUUGGGACAAACCAUUGAAAACGUUGAUUGAAGGUUGCCGAGGCUGUCGUAGUUGGACUAUUGGGUCUCAAACUGUCCAGAGGAGGCCGUUUUGAGACUGCAGUUUUAUAUCAUGGUGGACCAGACUUUCCCUUGCACCUUCUCAUCAAGGGAAAAUUCCAAUUUAAUCCUGAUUAUUUUUCAAAUUUUAUAAAUAUAUCAACAAGUACAUCUUGAAUCUCAUAUUAGCCUAGUCAUUGUCUGCUGCAAUCUUAACCCCUUUGACAUCUCUCUCCCACUGAUAUUUCCCCACAUGUGAAUGCAGGUGUCCAUGUCUACCUUACUUAUGUAAUCCCGUCUUCUAUUGACCGCCUGGCUAAUGGUGCAGUAUUGUGUUCGAAACAGUUUUUCUUGUUUCAAAUACAAUAAAUAGUAAAAAGCUUUUUAAAAAAAAAAAAUUAAAAUUAAAAAAAAAUCUUAUUCUGGUGAAUGGAGUUUAGUUUCACAAGGUUGUCAUGUACUCAUUAUUUCUCUAAUCUCUGGCAAAACUAUAAUAUACUCAACUCCGGUAAAGGAAAGAUUACCAGCACUGCAAGAUGAAUUUGGAUCAGGUGGGCAUAUGGAGAAAACUGACUGCCCCACAGCUGCAGUAGCGAUCCCGGUUUCUAUGCAUGUUGUGCAUGUUGCAUUUUCUGCAUAUCUGUCUUGCAUUAUUCCUCAAGCACCCGAUGUGCAUGCAAGUGCUUUCUAUUACAUUGUAUCUGCCACUCCCUGUCUUACCUUUCAUGAAACCCAACAAAAUGUCUAUCUUGUAUACGCUCUGACUGCUUUCUGUUCAUUGGUAUUCUAUUUCUCAUAUACUGUACUUAUUUCCACGUACAAGCUUGCAGUCUGUAGAUGUUGGUUUCUCCCCUUAAAUGAGAGAACAUAAAUUGUCUUUCAUGUACAGUCUCAGUGUCUGUUUUUCACUCAUUCACGCAUUUGUGUCACACUCAAUGCCGUCUCUUUGUGUGUUAUGGGAGAGGCGGUGGUCAGUGUUGGAACAAAGGAGUUAAAAUAAGUGGCAACAGAAAGACUUGUUUCUGCAUUUGUGCGGUGUGAUUUAAGAGUUGCUUGAAACAAGUUUAAUAUGGUUAGAAUUAUGUUCAUUUAUAAUUAGAUAUCAAAAGAACGGUUAUGGUUUAUUGUGCUGAUGCCACAGCUAUCAGGGCAUGUUGACACUAAUGAGAGACCAAAAACUGUUUCAAUGAGUAGUUUCACCUAAAUGUAGUAACUAUCUAUCUGUCAAACUGUGAAUAUUAUUUUUAUGUUGCGUUACAAGUUACAACAGGUUUGGUUUUCAGGGUUGGGGAUUAAUGUACAGGAGCUCUGCAAUUUAUCCCAUCUGUGAGCAAAGCCCAAUAGUGCUAAUGGGGUGAGUGGAGAUAUUGGGAAUUAGACAUUGAGUUGGAAAACCGAUUUAAAGCUUUUACUUUGACACUUGCACUUCAUUGCUGCUGAGAGGCUGUGGUCAAUGUCAUGGAUGCUGUGGUGCUGGUGGAUGCAGUUUCUAGGUGUGGGAAGGAAGCUUGGGUAAGCUUCCAACUGCUUCCAGGGUUCAUCUGCAGCUAGAUUAAGAUGCAACUCAUUAGUAGAUGGUUGAUGGUCCACCUGAUCCCAAGCUUGUGGAACUGUGAUCCAACAGCAAGGGUGCUGCAUUUCUGCCUGCUCAGAUAUGAAAUUGCUAAGUCCAACAUAUUAAGUUCAUUAAUAUGAAUCUGUGCUCUCAGAACAGAAAAUGGCCUUUGUUUGCAUGGUGGUAUAGAGGGAAGGAAAAAGACAAGAUGGCAGGUAAUUUUCCAACAGCAAGCUUGCCAUACGCCAGAGAGAACUUUAAUUUUGAGUUAAGUGAUACCAAUUGCAUUCACCUCCCAAGAUUUGUCAUAAUCGAAAAUGUUGAACAUUUGUGAUUAAUCUGGGAUUGAAGCAUGUUAAACAACCACUAUAUAUAGAAUUAUUCUCUGAAGCUAAUAAUGCUCCACCCACAACUGCUGAUUAUUUACAAUGACAGUCACGGAAUCCUAUAUAGGAGAAAACCAUUGAUACGUUUGUGUUUCUCUACUUAAACAUUUGCAUGUGCCAUCAAAAGCAUAAAUGCGGGAAUAAAUGGCUUAUGUGUUUUCAUUAAAUUAUUUGGGAAUUGACGAAGGCAGCAAUGAAACAAACUAAAUUACAGUGCAGGAAGGAAUAAAUGACAAUUGCCAGUGUAUGAUAUAUAGAAACUGGAAUAUGUUGCAUUGUAAAAGCUAGUAAAUUAUUUUUGUGUCAUUAAUAAUGUAAACUUUUAUUUCAUGCAGAAAAUAGCCAUUUGUUGAGUGGCAAGUUUAUAAUUUGCUGCAUUUUGCACAGGUCAAAAAAAUCAAAUCAAUCAAUUCAGCGCAUCAGAAAUGCAACAAAGAAAGGAAGUUUAUUUACUACGACAGCACAAAUGUUAUUUUACUGAGGAAUUAUAAGACAAUGGUAUAUAAAGGGAUUAUGUUUUUUUCUGUUGAUUACGACCUUGGAUUAGUAUCUCCCCACAUCCUCCUCCAUCCCUGUGUGUCACCUGUCCAAUGGUCACUGUAAACUUAAACAGGGUUCAUUAUCUAAAUGCCUCCAAUUCUUAAAAUAAAUAAGUCAAACAAGCCAUUAGUGUCUAGCACCCAAUGACGGUUUUGGAGGAAGGGGCAUUUCAUUUGAGCUUCUUCCACAUAAGCUCUUAAUUGUGUUUUUGGUUUCAAUGAAGGUUUACUUAGUGUGAUAUUCCAAUGACUGUUAGUAAUGUUUUCCCAAAACGAUGUGCACUUGUAUUUAAAAAAAAAAAAAAAAAUUUUUACAAAUUGCGCUUAAUGUCUGUGAAUUUUAGAAUUGAAAUAAAAUUGUUAGCGUAUUUUGUUCAAAAUGCACAAUGUAUAUUGUUGUUUUGAAAAAAUAAUUAAAAAAUAUAUCCAUAUU
Molecule: messenger RNA, 7571 nt
Organism: Leucoraja erinaceus (little skate)
Lineage: Eukaryota; Metazoa; Chordata; Chondrichthyes; Rajiformes; Rajidae
Gene: tbc1d13
Product: TBC1 domain family, member 13
Exons: 13
Coding region: 253-1548 (431 amino acids)
Biological process (GO): activation of GTPase activity; intracellular protein transport
Molecular function (GO): GTPase activator activity
Source: RefSeq, a predicted model, not a curated record